AUGGAAGUGGAAGGCGCUAUCACUGCGGACUCAGUGAACUGUCAGAAUGCAGUGAUUCGAGUGGAUGCGGAUCGAGGGGUUGGAGCGGGCCCCGAGGUGCAGGAAAUUUGCGGCACCGAUGAGAGUGUCAUACAGCCCAUUGUCUCGAAGAAUAACAUUGUUCGCAUAAGGUUCUUCACGUCCCCCGACAAAGUAAAUGGCUUAAAGGGGUUCAAUUUCACAUGGACAGAAGUGAAAGUAACGCGUGGUGAGGAAUUUUCGUGA
Molecule: messenger RNA, 264 nt
Organism: Gongylonema pulchrum
Lineage: Eukaryota; Metazoa; Nematoda; Chromadorea; Rhabditida; Gongylonematidae
Source: the annotation of a GenBank genome assembly